Messenger RNA from Eremothecium gossypii ATCC 10895, 759 nucleotides. It is a transcript of the gene TMA23, whose product is annotated as Tma23p. Lineage: Eukaryota; Fungi; Ascomycota; Saccharomycetes; Saccharomycetales; Saccharomycetaceae. Bases 1 to 759 code for a protein of 252 amino acids. The transcript has a single exon. The record is from RefSeq and is marked provisional.
AUGCCAGUAUACAGUACUUUCAGACUAGCUAAUCUACCUCAAGCAACCCUGCCUCUCUACAUCGCAGCUAUGGCAAGCUGUCGCAGACGUCCUUCCGAUGACAUGAAAAAUUUUGUUGAUGCGAUGAGGAUCGCCAAAACGAUACUGCCAGCCUCAUCGACCAAGAUGGAUGGCAAGGAGUACCUCAAAUCCUACGGCUGGCAGGAAGGCCAAGCUCUACGCAAAGGUGGUCUUAAAAAGCCGAUCCUCGUCAAGCACAAACGAGACAAAAAGGGCCUUGGAGGAGCGGCGGGGCACGAUGAUGGCGAAGCAUGGUGGGAACAGCUGUUCGACAGCCAACUGAAGGGGCUCGAUGUGUCCAACGGACAAGGUGAUCUUGUCUUCAAGCAAACGGAUACAGCAGCAGUUUCUGUGGCGCACAGCGUUUCUCCCCUCUAUACGUGGUUUGUGAAAGGUGAAGGGCUGCAGGGAACUAUCAAGACUAAACCUAUAGAGGCGCCGGUGGCUGUAAGCAGCAAGCGCGCCGCAGACGACGCCUCGGACGAUGUAGCGCGGCCAAAGAAGCACAAGAAGGAUAAGAAGGAUAAGAAGGAUAAGAAGGACAAGAAGGAUAGGAAGCACAGGAAGCAAAAGAAGCACAAGGACCGAUCUUCAAGUGGCUCUAAAAAACCAAAGAAGGACAAGAAGAGCAAGCGCAAAAGCGAGAAAGCCAGCUCUAAGCAUCGCAAGGCUUCCGAUGCGUCUCGGAAGAGUGUAUGA